Messenger RNA from Rhizoctonia solani, 5796 nucleotides. Its product is annotated as kinesin family protein. The record is from RefSeq and is a predicted model, not a curated record. Gene Ontology annotation, cellular component: kinesin complex. The transcript is spliced from 19 exons. Bases 1 to 5796 code for a protein of 1931 amino acids. Lineage: Eukaryota; Fungi; Basidiomycota; Agaricomycetes; Cantharellales; Ceratobasidiaceae. Gene Ontology annotation, biological process: protein phosphorylation; lipid metabolic process; cell surface receptor signaling pathway. Gene Ontology annotation, molecular function: protein binding; protein kinase activity; ATP binding.
AUGGCUGUGCAUACUUUCGCUCAAGCAAUGUACAUCACUGUAUCGUCCAGCCGACCCAAUCCCUCCACAACCUUCACCAGCAUUUCGUGUCGACGCCAUGAGCUCGAAAGGAGGCUUUCGCCAGUCGUUAAGGAGCAUUUUCUUGAUCGCCCUCCUUCCCGUGGAGGUUCCCGCCCUGAAUCGACUGUGAACUUGGCUGUCCCACAAGUAAAUGUUCCCCAAGUGGCCACCCAGCAAGGCGUCCAACAAGAUGUAGACAUGACAGAUGGAACCAACUCAUCUCAGUCCCGACCGGCGUCUAUGCCAGUCCCUAUGCCCACUGGCACCACUUCGACAGCAUCUUCCAGACUAACCCCCGAGCCGUCACACGCACGCCGAAAUUCGCACUCUCGCACUCGCACAUCAUCUUAUGUUCCGCCCGUACCCGAAAAUGAGAACCGGGCCCUAUCAUCGCUGGCCACCCAGUGUGCACUCACACUCUCCGAAGUCACCAAGGAGAUUGCGCCUAUACCUGCCAUUGGCCCGCUAUGUGGCUGCCUGAAGCAGGUGUUCCAAGCCGUAGAGCGAUCAAAGGUUAACAAGGACCAAUGGAAGCUACUGCGAGGUCGAUGCGUGAUGGUUAUGCGCAUCGCAGGAGCACAUGUCGAUAACUAUGGGAAGGAACAGUACCCUAACCUGGACGAGGCAGCAGCGGUCCUCCAAGAGACUCUGAAUCGAAUCGAAGAACGCGCACGAUACUACAACGAAAUGAACGAGCUGAUCGCGUUGGUGCUUUACCAAUCGAUCAGUGACGAGAUUCGCAUGCUCUUUGCUGAUCUGGAUGCGUGCUUGUCGUUGUUCAAUUUCACGGCCGAAGUGGCUCAAGACCAAUGGACAGGCGAAUAUCAGGCCGUUCAGAGGCGCGAAUCGAGUGAACUCCAGCGCCUGAGAGGAGAGCUCGAGAAGAUGAACGUCAACUUUGAUGCACUACGCUCGAACCAAGGCGAACUACUGGAAAAGACAAACAGGAUGGUUGACGCCUUGCAGCAAGUGCUGAACGACAAGUCUAUGAUCCUUCAAGACCAGUCAACCACGACAGUAGCUACGUAUGUAGAUGCCCAGCAGCUCGUGCGCACCAUUCUAUCAGUCACGAAGCUUCAACUGCCGCCCAAGCUUCUUCUCGGCAAACAAUGUAACCUUGAUGCGCCGAUCCCGAUCAAGACUGGAAUUACGUGCGACAUCUACCAGGCCUCGUUCUUGGGCGGAGAGAAGGUGGCGAAGAAGGUGUUCAGGAUCGGAAUGUCGGACAAGGAAUAUGUGGAGAAGUAUGCGACGCGGUUCUUGCGAAUUGCCAACUUGUGGUCCGAGUUUCGUUCGGACUAUACGCUGCCGUUCUAUGGUAUAGGGAUGGAGUCGUUUGAGGGUGACAACCAUUUUCAGCUGUAUAUGGUGUCGCCGUUGAUGAAGAACUUUGACGCAAUAUCGUUCCUGAAGCAGUACAGGAAUAAUCAGGGCAUGAAAAGGGGCAUGCUUCGUAUCAUUACGGACGCUGCCAAGGGCCUCCAGUAUCUGCAUAACCGAGAUCCGCCGGUGGUGCAUUCUGGGAUGAGAGGGGAUAAUAUACUGAUCACAGAUAGUGAGGGAGGUAUCCUGGGAGGAUUCGGGCUUACGAAGGCGCUCGAGAGUGUGGGGAACAACAAAAUUCCGCCUGCGGUGAUGACAGGCAAGACCGAAUCCCAGCGAUGGAUGGCACCUGAAAUGUUUGUUGACGACCCACCACUGGAAACGCCGUGUGAUGUUUGGGGGUGGGCAAUGGCCGCGCUCGAGAUCAUCAGCGGGUCAAUCCCCUACCACACGCACAAACAAGCGAUGACGAUCAUUCUCCAAAUCAGCAAGGGACCGCCCCGGCGAGAGCACCACGCCAAGUUCGAAGAGUACGCAUACAGGCCGGACGAGAUGUGGGCGCUGUUGGAAAAGUGCUGGGCCAUGGAGCCGUCGGAGCGUCCGAGUAUUGAUGAGGUUCUGGUCGAGCUGAAGCGGAUUGCGAAGAUGCCCGAGGCAGAAGGUAAUGGCGGGGGUGUGCGAGGGCUAUCGGCGCUUUUAAUCCUAGAAGAGUUAAUGAAGCGGAUACAACACCUCGAGAAGCUCGACUCCCCCCCGAAGCCUCAUCAGUACUUUGAUCUCAUCGCAGGCACUGGCACAGGCGCCAUCCAAGCCUGUAUGCUAGGAAGGUUGCGCAUGGGGAUAGAUGAGGCUAUCGAGUCAUACGCCAGCGUUGCGAAAGAGGUGUUCUCGGAAAGAAAAUGGAUCGGGAAAGGUGCCUUCAGGACCACCAAGCUCAAGAACGCGAUCAGAAACACCAUACAAACCGUAACCGGAAACCCGGAUGAGCCGAUGAUGGAAAGAAAUCUAACCACACCCCUAGUAUUUGCCAUGUCAAGACACAACAUGAGGGCAGGUAUACCUACCGCAUUUCGAUCGUACCCUGCUACCGCCAACGAAGGCCCCAGGUGUACGGUAUGGGAGACCGUGUGCGCGACCAUGGCGCAUCCGGAGCUGUUCAAGAGCUUCGACAUCGGCAGCCCACCUCUGAAGCAGUCGUUUGUUGACGCAGGACUUGGAUGCAGCAACCCCCUUGCUUAUGUGCUAGCCGAAGUAAAGAGACUACACCCAGGAAGACAUGUGUCAAUCACCCUAAGCAUAGGCACCGGUCAUACAAGUACGAUACAGAUCCCAGAUGGACCGGUAUUCCUUCAGUUUCUACCAACGGCUGCGAUCGGAGCAAUGAAAGGAAUCGCAGAGGAUGCAGAGAGGGUGGCAGAAGAGAUAGCAAGGCGAUUCAGCUCAGUCGACGGAGUAUACUUUCGACUCAACGUUGAUCAAGGAUUGCAAAGCGUUGAAGUGUCCAAGUGGGACCAGCCAAGCGAGGUAGCGGAGCAUACACGUGCAUACAUGAGGAUGUUCGAAGUCAUACAAACAAUCGACAAAGCAGCACAAGCGAUACGAGUGAGAAACCCAACUAUAUCCACGGCACAGAUUGAUGGCGAGAUCCAGCUUGGAGUAUCCUACGUUAGGGAUCCAAACGUUGUGUCGGUGGCUCAAUACUGCCCGUCCCCCAGCUCCAUUUUCACAGGGUGCAGGCUCAAGCUUCACAGGAUGGAGUCAUGUAUCGUCGGAAGCGAUGUGGAGCGCAGAGUGUGCGUCGUACACGGGCUUGGAGGGGCAGGAAAGACGCAGAUAGUACUCAAGGUCAUAGAAACAACGCGGCGCAAAUGGAAGGAGAUCAUAUACAUCGACUCAAGCACCCGUGAAUCCAUCGAAGCCGGACUACAAGAGGUGGCCACGGCCAAGAAGCUCGGAGAUACGCAUCGAUCUACACUUCAGUGGCUUGAGUCAUACCGUCAGCCCUGGCUGCUUGUGUUGGAUAGUGCGGAUGAUCCGUCGGUCUCGAUUCGUGACUACAUCCCUCGAGGCAAUCAUGGCAGCGUAAUAAUCACCACCCGGCUAUCUGGCAUGACUACACUUGCGCGGGGGCAAAACUCUGAGUGCAGCGUAUCAAGUAUGGACCCGGACGAUGCGAUGUCAUUGCUACUCAAGUGCGCACGGCUACAUGAUCGGGAACUAUCUUUAGAAGAGACCGAGAGUGCCGAUGCCCUACUUAGGGAGCUCGGUUACUUCGCACUCGGGAUCGUACACGCGGGGUCGUUCAUAGGAAACUCACCACACAUGUCACUUACGGACUACAGAGCGCUAUUCAUGCGGGAGCAGCGGAGAGCGCUAGAAGCAUACAGCAACUUGCCGGCCGCAAUCAAGGCCGACGACUACCGACAUACUGUAUAUACCGCCUGGAUCGUAUGCUACGAUGGUCUUAGCUCACGUGCUCAGGAGCUGCUCUGGCUGAUUGGCCACUUGCAUUACACUGGAAUCACAGUCGACAUGUUUCGACGAGCGGCGGUUGCUAUUGUAUCAUAUAAGGCCAAGUAUCCGAUGACACAGCUCGAGGAUUUGGCACAGCAAAAGCUGAAGGAGGCGCUACGCGCGUUCAUGAGCUCAAGUGGAGGAUGGGACGGACUUCUAUUCACGCAGGUCAUCGACGAGCUAGCAUCAUGCUCGCUACUGGAGUACGAUCGUAUGAAUCAGGCUUAUCGCAUCCAUCUACUUGUUCAGGACUGGGUCCGUACAGUUAUACCGUAUGAAAGUGAUCUAGCAGCGAAGUGCGCUGAGAUACUAGUUUCGAUAUCAGUCUCUGGGUGCAUGGACAAUAGUGUAGAGUCCGUCAUGGUACGAAUGAGCGUUGGACUUCAUGUGGAUAGGGUACUUCCGGAAUGCACUGAAAGUACUGGGAUAGACCAUCUGCGGCACUUCUACGAGAUAUAUAUGAGUCGUGGGCGGUGGGACAAGGCGGAGCAAUUUCAGGAACACAUCGAAAGAAGACUUAGACAAAUGCGAGGUGACGAGCACCCCGAUACAUUGGGAAGUAUGAACAACCUUGCAAACGCUUACUCCGACCUGGGCCGAUAUGAGGACGCGAGAGCACUGCACACUCAGGUGCUAGACACACGAAAGCAAGUGCUGGGAACCGAUCAUCCCGAUACACUGACAACCAUGAACAACCUUGCAACUGCUUACUCCGACCUGGGCCGAUAUGAAGACGCAAGAGCACUGCACACUCAGGUGCUAGACACACGGAAGCAAGUGCUGGGAACCAAUCAUCCCGAUACACUGAGAACCAUGAACAACCUUGCAAACGCUUACUCCGACCUGGGCCGAUAUGAGGACGCAAGAGCACUGUACACUCAGGUGCUAGACACACGGAAGCAAGUGCUGGGAACCAAUCAUCCUGAUACACUGACAACCAUGAACAACCUUGCAAUCGCUUACUCCGACCUAGGCCGAUAUGAGGACGCAAGAGCACUGUACACUCAGGUGCUAGACACACGAAAGCAAGUGCUGGGAACCAAUCAUCCUGAUACACUGACAACCAUGAACAACCUUGCAAUUGCUUACUCCAAGCUGGGCCAAUAUGAGGACGCAAGAGCACUGUACAAUCAGGUGCUAGACACACAGAAGCAAGUUCUGGGAACCGAUCAUCCCCAUACACUGAGAACCAUGAACAACCUUGCAAUCGCUUACUCCGACCUGGGCCGAUAUGAGGACGCAAGAGCACUGCACACUCAGGUGCUAGACACACGGAAGCAAGCGCUGGGGGCUAAUCAUCCCGAUACAAUGAGAACCAUGAACAACCUUGCAAACGCUUACUACUACCUUGGCCAAUAUGAGGACGCGAGAGCACUGUACACUCAGGUGCUAGACACACAGAAGCAAGUGCUGGGAACCGAUCAUCCCGAUACACUAACAACCAUGAAUAACCUUGCAAACGCUUACUCCGACCUGGGCCGAUAUGCGGACGCAAGAGCACUGCACACUCAGGUCCUAGACACACGGAAGCAAGCCCUGGGAACCAAUCAUCCCGAUACACUGGCAACCAUGAACAACCUUGCAAACGCUUACUCCGACCUGGGCCGAUAUGCGGACGCAAGAGCACUGUACACUCAGGUGCUAGACACACAGAAGCAAGUGCUGGGAACCGAUCAUCCGGAUACACUGAGAAGCAUGAAUAACCUUGCACAUGCUUAUUUAAAACUUGGUCUUGUUUGGGAGGCAGAUAGUCUCAGCCUGAAUGUUGGUGACUUUAUUAGGGUCUUCGGUGAAGGUCAUACAUGUGUUGGUUCUGUUAGGCGGCUUAUGAGAGAAAUUCAGGAUCGAAGGCAUCGUGAAGCGCAUAGACAGGGUAUUUUAGGGAGGCAGAAGCCUUGA